Exophiala viscosa is the source of this 2131-nucleotide messenger RNA. RefSeq lists its product as uncharacterized. Gene Ontology annotation, molecular function: zinc ion binding; DNA-binding transcription factor activity, RNA polymerase II-specific. Gene Ontology annotation, biological process: regulation of DNA-templated transcription. The record is from RefSeq and is a predicted model, not a curated record. The transcript has 2 exons. The coding region runs from base 164 to 2044 and encodes 626 amino acids. Lineage: Eukaryota; Fungi; Ascomycota; Eurotiomycetes; Chaetothyriales; Herpotrichiellaceae.
GGGUGCAGCUAUACGAAGCUGAAACCAGCAACACCCCUCCUCCACGUCUUCUCCGCUAGCUGUUCCGAAGACAUUUCAGUAUCUUACCUAAGCAAGUACCAGAGCCCGAGGGCAGCACAGCGCCUCGGGCAUCUCAUACCCAGACCACUUCCAUGUCGGCAGCAUGGACCUCCCUGCCGCGAUGACCCCCGAGCAAUCUUCCUCCCUCAAGCGACCUCGGUCACCUACCGACAACCCUCUCCUUCCCGCAGCCAAAGUACCUAAAACUGCAACCAACCAUCUGCAGAUCAAUUACCUUGCUCGACAGAACAACGAAACUAUUCCCCUGGUCACUGUCAACGAGAAGUUGCCAGAGAUAGCACGCCUGCUCAAUGAAUAUGACGGGGUCAUACAGCGCCAUGAGAGUAUGGCUGGAAACUUGGGAGCUUGUCCCUUGGGCCCCAUACUGCUCAAGCGGUUUGAACGACUGUUCGAAGGACCUCCGAAAGUGCUCAAGUCCAAUGGUAGAGAGCCCGGCAUAACCUGGUUGGACGUGGUGGAGUUCGCCCAGAACAAUCCAAAACAGUUCAACUUGGAAAGAAUGCGCAAUGGCAUAAGAGUCUGUCAGUUCUACACGAAACAGUGUCGGGUGGAGAUCUCGGAGGAAGACUACGUCCUCAUCGCCAGUGGGAUGCCUCAGAAGCUCAUACCUCCACAACCAAUACUAGAGGAUGAAGAGAAGGAAUUGGGAGUCAUGGAUCUGCUGGACCGUAAUCUCGGGCAGGUCAUCCAGCUUGCAGAUCAAGUUUCUGGUCGGGCUCGGCAGCUCAUUCAUAAGAUGAAGAAUCGACGCACUGCCAUCUUGAGUAGACGUGAGCAGCAGGCGGAAGCUUUGAGGAGGAAUACCAUCAGAUCGGACGGAUCUCCCAUGUCGCUGGUCGAUACCAAUGGAGUCACAAAUGCGCAACCUGUGAGUAGUAUAGAAGCGUCCCAGUCUCCUCCUGUGGGCUUCACGGCCGUCAAUCUUAGGCACUCUGCCGGGAGGGAGCAUACGACGCGGGCGUCAAUACCAGGUGAAGCCUUACGCAAUCAGCUAGAGGAGCGCUACAGUUCGUCUAACGUCACCAUCAUCAAUGGCAAGUCCAUCAAAGACGCUUCUCCCUCGGUGCGAGCCGAGAUGAUGAAAGACUUUUUGACUCCAGGAGAAGGAGAAGCCGCGAUGGCUGAAGACAACAUGCGAACGUCUUCUAUGAACAGGGCCAGAACCAGUGCCAUGCAUGAACCUCUGCCAGAGCAGCCUCGUGCUGAUUCAAUUGAACUGUCCGGGGGCAGUGCUAGCAAACAGAAUCAGCCCACGGUAGCUAUCCCCAACACUCCUGCAUCACUCAUGCCUCACUCGAAGCCGUCGACACUCGACAGGGAUGAUGGCGGACCUUUCAAGACAGAAAUGGUUCGAAGAAUGGACAGCAUGUGGAAAGGAGAUCGAGUGGUGCCCCCUUGUGAUCGAUGUCGACGGCUUCAUAUGGAUUGCUUGAAGAACCUUACUGCUUGUAUGGGUUGUACGAAAAAGCAUGCAAAGUGUUCGUGGAAAGAAGUCAAGGCUGAGGAGCUACAAGCGAGCGCACCAGUAGCAGCACCUGAUGGUGAGACAGCAACAGCCACAUCUGCGUCGGAAAAUCUGCCACCCAUGUCUGCAGGCUCAACUAUUGAAGUCAAUCGACCUUCGGACGAAGCGUUAAGAUCUGCAAGCAUUGCGAGAGCAUCUCUGGAUUUGACGGGGGACUUGACUGACACGCCAUCGAAAGACGUCAGCGGUUAUGAGAUUGAGCCGAGGAGAAAAAGCGAAUCAGCAUCAAUCAUCAAUUCGUCAGCUCGAUUCGAUGUCCGACCGCCGCCCUUGGUCCAACAAAUACAAGAGGCUGCAAAAGAACGGUCAUCAGGAGAGGCUGGCUUCUUUCGUGGCAAUGAAAGAGGAAAGGAUGAUGAAGAUUAUGAAGGAGACCGGUUGCAAGCGCUUGCGGCACGGGUGUAUCGAUCAGCUUCUCAGAGCGGGCAUCGAGUAUAGCUGUUUUCUUCACAGGUGGACAUAUGAGCGAUGCUGUUUGGUCCGAGUGCUUGGACUCUCUGAUAGAUGGAGUUGGGCUUUUAUGAG